UGAUCCUCCUGUCUCAGUCUCCCCAGCGCUGGAAUUACAGGUUCUAAAUGGCUUCUAAAAAGUUGGGUGCAGAUUUUCAUGGGACUUUCAGUUACCUUGAUGAUGUCCCAUUUAAGAUAGGAGACAAAUUCAAAACACCAGCUAAAGUUGGUCUACCUAUUGGCUUCUCCUUGCCUGAUUGUUUGCAGGUUGUCAGAGAAGUACAGUAUGACUUCUCCUUGGAAAAAAAAACCAUUGAGUGGGCUGAAGAUAUUAAGAAAAUUCAAGAAACCCAGCAGGAAGCAGAACGCAAGGCUGAGGAAACAGAAGCUAAAGCGAAUUCUAAGAGUGGCCCAGAGGGUGAUAGCAAAAUGAGCUUCUCCAAGACUCACAGUACAGCCACAAUGCCACCUCCUAUUAACCCUGUCCUUGCCAGCUUACAGCACAACAACAUCCUCACUCCUAGGGUCAGCAGUAGUGCCAUGAAACAGAAAGUUCUCAGCCCGCCCCACACAAAGGCAGAUUUCAACCCUGCUGACUUUGAAUGUGAAGAAGACCCAUUUGAUAAUCUGCAAUUAAAAACUAUUGAUGAGAAGGAGGAGCUGAGAAACAUUCUGGUAGGAACCACUGGACCCAUUAUGGCUCAGUUAUUGGACAGUAACUUGCCCAGAGGCAGCUCUGGGUCUGUGUUACAGGAUGAGGAGGUCUUGGCAUCCUUGGAGCGGGCAACCCUGGAUUUCAAGCCUGUUCAUAAACCCAAUGGCUUUAUAACUUUACCACAGUUAGGCAACUGUGAAAAGAUGUCGCUGUCUUCCAAAGUGUCCCUUUCUCCUAUCCCUACAGUAAGCAAUAUCAAAUCGCUGUCCUUCCCCAAACUUGACUCUGAUGACAGCAGUCAGAAGACAGUCAAGCUGGCGAGCACUUUCCAUAGCACAUCCUGCCUCCGCAGUGGCACGUUCCGAAAUUCCCUAAAGCCUUCUACCCAAAGCAGUGCCAGUGAGAUCAAUGGGGACCAUUCUCUUGGGCUUUCAGCUUUGAACUUGGAUAGUGGCACAGAGGUGCCAACUCUGACACCAUCCCACAUGCCUUCCCUGUCUGUAUUGUCUGUGUGCACAGAAGAAUCAUCACCUCCAAAUGCAGGUCCCACAGUCCUCCCUCCGAAUUUCUCAAUGUCACAAGUGCCCAACAUACCGAGCUGUCCACAGGCCUAUUCUGAACUGCAAACACUGUCCCCCAGUGAGCGGCAGUGUGUGGAGACAGUGGUCAGCAUGGGCUAUUCAUAUGAAUGUGUCCUGCGAGCCAUGAAGAAGAAAGGAGAGAAUAUCGAGCAGAUUCUUGACUAUCUCUUUGCACAUGGACAGCUUUGUGAGAAGGGCUUCGACCCCCUUUUAGUGGAAGAGGCUCUGGAAAUGCACCAGUGUUCAGAAGAAAAGAUGAUGGAGUUUCUUCAGUUAAUGAGCAAAUUUAAGGAAAUGGGGUUUGAAUUGAAAGACAUUAAGGAAGCCUUGCUAUUACACAACAAUGACCAGGACAAUGCUUUGGAAGACCUCAUGGCUCGAGCUGGAGCCAGCUGAGACCAGGCCCUGCCUCAGCCCUGCCACGGAACCACCACCCCCAGGAGGCCCUGGAGAGCCCACCUGUGGGGAAAGAGAAGGGGCACACUUCUGGAUUUUCUUUUGGGGGUUAGGUCAGAUGUGGAGACUGUGCUUGCCAGUCUCUAUGAGCCUAGGUCUUGAGCUGGAGAAAGUGGGGAAGAUUUGGGCAUGUGAGUGCCCCAGAUUGGUCCUUGCUCCUUCCAUAUUAAAUUUAUUUGUAUUUUGAGAAGUGUCCUUCCCACUUUGGCCCUCCAGAUAGA
Messenger RNA from Octodon degus (degu), 1834 nucleotides. RefSeq names its product ubiquitin associated protein 1 (gene Ubap1). Gene Ontology annotation, biological process: ubiquitin-dependent protein catabolic process via the multivesicular body sorting pathway. The record is from RefSeq and is a predicted model, not a curated record. Lineage: Eukaryota; Metazoa; Chordata; Mammalia; Rodentia; Octodontidae. Gene Ontology annotation, cellular component: ESCRT I complex. Gene Ontology annotation, molecular function: ubiquitin binding.